Effrenium voratum is the source of this 279-nucleotide messenger RNA. The record is from the annotation of a GenBank genome assembly. Lineage: Eukaryota; Dinophyceae; Suessiales; Symbiodiniaceae.
AUGUCUCUGGUCCGCGACCGAGCGGGGGCCUCCUUUGAGGAGCGAGUGGGGGCGGCGCUCAAGGUGAUCCACACCAAGAGGCUGGCGGAGGAGACGGAGCAGCGCAAGGCCCUGCAGGCGGCGGUGGAGAAGGGCCGGAGUCGGCCGACCAGCGCGCCAGUGCGGCCCUCGCGGCUGAGCCCCAACCAGCAGGCCAUGCUGCAGGAGAGGAACAAGAAGAUGAAAGAGCAGGAUGAAGCUUACAAGAAGCAGGCGGAAGACGGCUUUUAUGACGGAUGA